AUGGGGUUCUCUGCCCCGCCCCCCUCCAGCCCGCUGAGCUCCAGAGGAGUAGAGGACAUGUAAGGACAGACUAGAGGCUCUUAUUGGCUGGAUGUUUCUACGUUAUUAUUGGCUGUUAACCCUGAAAUUUGCGCUGGAACAUUUCUGUAGGUCCCACCAGAGACCCCCUACCUGUCACAACCCCAGUAUGAGGAGAGAGCAGGACCGUCUGGACUCCUUCCACUCCUGGCACCUGUCCAUCAUCACCCCCUCUGAGCUGGCCAAGGCUGGUUUCUACUACCUGGGACAGGGCGACCGCGUGGCCUGCUUCACCUGUGGAGGACAGGUACUGUACAGGUCACUCUUAAAUUACGGUGGCAUUUGCAACCAUGAAGAAAUACUUUAAAAUUACAAAUAGUUACACAUCGUUUGUGUUUAUAUUGUUUUACUCUCUACAAACAAAGGCCCUUGGAUCUUCAGACAAAGCCUCAUUUUCAGAUGAAUUGAUGUUGUGAUUGAUUUACUGACUCCUCUCUGUGUGUCUCUAGCUCAGUAACUGGGAACCAGGGGACCGGGCCGUGUCGGAGCACCAGAGGCAUUACCCCAACUGUCGCUUCGUCAGAGGAGACCGGGCCGACAACGUGUCCCUGGCCGGGGGGGUGGGGGGAGUCGGGGGGGUCGGGGUGGUGGGGGUUGUAGCAGGUACCUCUCAGCCCACCGGGACAGCAGCCCCGGCCCCCGGCCCCCCCGGCCCCCCGGGCCUCAGUAACGUGUCUAACCCAGCCAUGCUGCAGCGUGAGGAGAGGCUGCUGACCUUCGUCCACUGGCCCUUACGGAUCCCUGUUCGCCCUGAUCAGCUGGCCAAGGCAGGAUUCUACUACGUCGGUAAGAGAAAGACUUAUCAUUAUUUAUUUGUGUUUAAUGUAUUUAAUUAUUUAUUACAUUUUUUUAUUACAUGUUUAUUUAUAUUAAAUAUUUAUUUUGGAUGUAUUUAAUGCUGCAAUAUGUAUCUUUUUGGGCAACCUGACCAAAUCCACAUAGAAAUGUGAGUUAUAGAUCUGUCAUUCUCAUUGAAAGCAAGUCUAAGAAGCGGUAGAUCUGUUCUAUGUCCACUAUUUCUAUGUUUCUCGUUCUUAUGUUUAGUUUUAGCGUAUUUUACUUUCGAUUUUGUACACCAGCUUCAAACAUCUGAAAACACUAUUUUUGGUUAUUGGAAAUAUAUUUCACAGUGGUUUAGAUGGUACAAUGACUCUCUACACUCGUUACCAGUCCCUCUACACUCGUAACCAGUCCCUCUACACCUCGUAACCAGUCCCUCUACACCUCGUAACCAGUCCCUCUACACCUCGUAACCAGUCCCUCUACACCUCGUAACCAGUCCCUCUACACCUCGUAACCAGUCCCUCUACACCUCGUAACCAGUCCCUCUACACCUCGUAACCAGUCCCUCUACACUCGUAACCAGUCCCUCUACACCUCGUAACCAGUCCCUCUACACCUCGUAACCAGUCCCUCUACACCUCGUAACCAGUCCCUCUACACCUCGUAACCAGUCCCUCUACAACCUCGUACCCAGUCCCCUACAACCGCUUAACCAUCCCUCUACACCUCGUAACCAGUCCCUCUACACCUCGUAACCAGAUCCCUCUACACCCUCGUAACCAGUCCCUCUACACCGUAACCAUCCCUCUACACCUCGUAACCAGUCCCUCUACACUCGUAACCAGUCCCUCUACACCUCGUAACCAUCCCUCUACACCUCGUAACCAGUCCCUCUAACACCUCGUAACCAGUCCCUCUACACCUCGUAACCAGUCCCUCUACACCUCGUAACCAGUCCCUCUACACCUCGUAACCAGUCCCUGUUGGGGGGUUUCUUAAUGCAGGGGUUUCUCAUGAACAUCACACUGGGAACACCACACACACACACACACACACACCACACACACACACACACACACACACAACACACACACACACACACACACCACACACCCAUGUGGCAUAGUCAUACAGUAAGUACUUUGGGCCUGAUAACGAUGAUGAUGAUGGUGUGUGUUGCAGGGCGUGAUGAUGAUGAUGGUGUGUGUUGCAGGGCGUGAUGAUGAUGAUGGUGUGUGUUGCAGGGCGUAAUGAUGAUGAUGGUGUGUGUUGCAGGGCGUAAUGAUGAUGAUGAUGGUGUGUGUUGCAGGGCGUAAUGAUGAUGAUGGUGUGUGUUGCAGGGCGUGAUGAUGAUGAUGGUGUGUGUUGCAGGGCGUGAUGAUGAUGAUGGUGUGUGUUGCAGGGCGUGAUGAUGAUGAUGGUGUGUGUUGCAGGGCGUGAUGAUGAUGAUGGUGUGUGUUGCAGGGCGUAAUGAUGAUGAUGGUUGUGUGUUGCAGGGCGUGAUGAUGAUGAUUGGUGUGUGUUUGCAGGGGCGUGAUGAUGAUGAUGGUGUGUGUUGCAGGGCGUAAUGAUGAUGAUGAUGGUGUGUGUUGCAGGGCGUGAUGAUGAUGAUGAUUAUGAUGGUGUGUGUUGCAGGGCGUAAUGAUGAUGAUGAUGGUGUGUGUUGCAGGGCGUGAUGAUGAUGAUGAUGGUGUGUGUUGCAGGGCGUGAUGAUGAUGAUGAGAUGGUGGGUGUUGGGCAGAGGGCAAAGUGAUGAUGAUGAUGAUUAUGAUGGUGUGUGUUGCCAGGGCGUAAUGAUAUAAUGAUGGUGUGUGUUGCAAGGGCGUGAAUGAGGAUGAUGAUGAUGGAUGGUGUGGUGUUGCAGGGCGUAAUGAUUAUGAUGAAUGAUGAUGGUGUGUGUUAGCAGGGCGUAUAUGAGGAUGAUGGUGGGUGGUUGCAUGGGCGUGAUGGAUUAAUGAUGGUUUGUUUGCAGGCGUAUGGAUGAUGAUGGUGUGGUUGCCAAGGGCGUGAUGAUGAUGAUGAUGAUAUGGUGUGUGUUUGCAGGGCGUAAUGAUGAUGAUGGUGGGUGUGUUGCAGGGCGUGAUGAUGAUGAUGGUGUGUGUUUGCAAAGGGCGUGAUGAUGAUGAUGGUGUGUGUUGGCAAGGGCGUAAAGAUGAUGAUGGAUGGUGUGUUGCAGGGCGUGAUGAUGAUGAUGGUGUGUGUUGCAGGGCGUAAUGAUGAUGAUGGUGUGGUGUUGCAGGGCGUGAUGAUGAUGAUGGUGUGUGUUGCAGGGCGUGAAUGAUGAUGAUGGUGGUGUGUUGCCAGGGCGUGAUGAUGAUGAUGGUGUGUGUUGCAGGGCGUGAUGAAUGAUGAUGGUGUGUGUUGCAGGGCGUGAUGAUGAUGAUGGUGUGUGUUGCAGGGCGUGAUGAUGAUGAUGGGUGUGUGUUUGCAGGGCGUGAUGAUGAUGAUGGUGUGUGUUGCAGGGCGUGAUGAUGAUGAUGGGUGUGUGUUGCAGGGCGUGAUGAUGAUGAUGGUGUGUGUUGCAGGGCGUGAUGAUGAUGAUGGUGUGUGUUGCAGGGCGUGAUGAUGAUGAUGGUGUGUGUUGCAGGGCGUGAUGAUGAUGAUGGUGUGUGUUGCAGGGCGUGAUGAUGAUGAUGGUGUGGUGUUGCAGGGCGUGAUGAUGAUGAUGGGUGUGUGUUGCAGGGCGUGAUGAUGAUGAUGGUGUGUGUUGCAGGGCGUGAUGAUGAUGAUGGUGUGUGUUGCAGGGCGUGAUGAUGAUGAUGGUGUGUUUUGCAGGGCGUGAUGAUGAUGAUGGUGUGUGUUGCAGGCGUGAUGAUGAUGAUGAUGGUGUGUGUUGCAGGGCGUGAUGAUGAUGAUGGUGUGUGUUGCAGGGCGUGAUGAUGAUGAUGGUGUGUGUUGCAGGGCGUGAUGAUGAUGAUGGUGUGUGUUGCAGGGCGUGAUGAUGAUGAUGGUGUGUGUUGCAGGGCGUGAUGAUGAUGAUGGUGUGUGUUUGCAGGGCGUGAUGAUGAUGAUGGUGUGUGUUGCAGGGCGUAAUGAUGAUGAUGGUGUGUGUUGCAGGGCGUGAUGAUGAUGAUGGUGUGUGUUGCAGGGCGUGAUGAUGAUGAUGGUGUGUGUUGCAGGGCGUAAUGAUGAUGAUGAUGGUGUGUGUUGCAGGGCGUAAUGAUGAUGAUGAUGGUGUGUGUUGCAGGGCGUAAUGAUGAUGAUGAUGAUGAUGGUGUGUGUUGCAGGGCGUGAUGAUGAUGAUGAUGAUGGUGUGUGUUGCAGGGCGUAAUGAUGAUGUGAAGUGUUUCUGCUGUGACGGGGGUCUGAGGUGCUGGGAGUCAGGUGACGACCCCUGGGUGGAGCACGCCAAAUGGUUCCCUAGGUAACCACCCAUUACAUCACUGGCGUAUUGGUCCAGUUCCUGCCUGACCUAGAUGAGGCACCAAUGGUUGUGUGCCACGUCAUCGACUGGGCAGUUGGGCAUCAGAUUGAUACAUCAUACUGUAUGAUGUGGUUUUAGCUAAUAUGUUAAACACUUAUCCAGACUUUGUUAGAUCUGCCAUGUGUCUGCCAUGUAGUCAGUCAGGAACUCAACGUGUGUGUGUGUUGGUUACUGCAAGUGCCUUCAGAAACUAUUCACACCCAUUGACUUUCCACAUUUUGUUGUUACAAAGUGGGAUUCAAAUGGACAAAAACAUUUUCAAUUAUAUCAACGAUCAACACAAAAUGCUCUGUCAAAAUUCAAACUAUUGUAAAAAUAAUAAUAAAAUAAAAAAUAAUAAUAAUAAUAGGAAAAUAAAACACUAAUACAGUAUGUCUUGAUUAGAUCAGUAUUCAACCCCCGGAGUCAAUCACCAUCUUUUCAAAAGCUCUGUCAGAUUCCUGGAUAAACAAUGACAUAAAACACCAGGCGAAUCGACUGGAGUUGGUUACCAAGGAGAUGGUGAAUGUUCCUGAGUGGCCGAGUUACAGUUUUGACUUAAAUCUUUGGCGAGACUUAAAAAUGGUUGUUUAGCAAUAAUCAACAACCUAUUUGACAGAGCUUGAAGAAUUUUAAAAAGAAUAAUGUGCAAAUGUUGUACAAUCCAGGUGUGGAAAGUUCUAGAGACUUACCCAGAAAGACUCACAGCUGUAAUCACUGCCAAAGGUGAUUCUAACAUGUAUUGACUCAGGGGUCUGAAUACUUAUGUAAAUUGCAAAAAUGUAAAUUAGAUAUUUCUGUAUUUCAUUUUCAAUAAAUUGCAAAAAUGACUAAAAAUAUUUUUUCACUUUGUCAUUAUGGGGUAUUGUGUUUAGAUGAGUGAGAAACGAUUUCAUCUCAUUUUAAUUCAGGCUGUAACACAACUAAAUGGGGAAUAAGUCAAGGGGUCUGAAUACUUUCUGAAGGCACUGUAUUAAUGUAACUAUGGUAACCUCCAGGUGUCAGUAUAUAUGCAUGUGACUAUGGUAACCUGUCAGUAUAUAUUAAUGUGACUAUGGUAACCUGUCAGUAUAUAUUAAUGUGACUAUGGUAACCUCCAGGUGUCAGUAUAUAUUAAUGUGACUAUGGUAACCUGUCAGUAUAUAUUAAUGUGACUAUGGUAACCUGUCAGUAUAUAUUAAUGUGACUAUGGUAACCUGUCAGUAUAUAUUAAUGUGACUAUGGUAACCUCCAGGUGUCAGUAUAUAUUAAUGUGACUAUGGUAACCUGUCAGUAUAUAUUAUUGUGACUAUGGUAACCUGUCAGUAUAUAUUAAUGUGACUAUGGUAACCUCCAGGUGUCAGUAUAUAUUAAUGUAACUAUGGUAACCUCCAGGUGUGUGUAUAUAUUAAUGUAACUAUGGUAACCUCCAGGUGUGUGUACCUGCUCCAGGAGAAAGGUCAGGAGUUUGUCCAUCAGAUCCAGGCUCGCUUCCCUCGGCUCUUUGAACAGGUAACACCUGCUUAUACACCUUAUUCACGCCAUAGUUUUAUUUACCAACAAUCACAACGGGGUAGGCCUGUUGGAGCCAAAACCAGAACUCUUCAUAAAGUGUGACCUGUAGAAACGUCCUAAAGUGUAACUGCUAAACCUACGCACUAUAACCAACGUAUUUUAUUUGGGAUACCCUGAAGAGCUAGUGCAUUGAGGAGUUAUCUGCCCUUAUUAGCCGUCUGGCAGAACAUCGUGGUCACCGAGCUCCAAACUGCCUCUAGAAGCAACAUCAGCACAGGAACUGUUCGUCGGGAGCUUCCUGCGUUGUAUUGAUAAAAUGGAGGUCUCGUUGCGCUAUCAACUCUGCAGGAGUUGUGUAUAUACUCCGCCCUCUCCCGGGAUGAAGUCAAACACCCUGACCUUCAGUGCCACAAUUUCCUGCUCGCGGAGGGCUACAGAGAAGAGGUCGCUACGCUGGGCAUACUAA
Molecule: messenger RNA, 6224 nt
Organism: Coregonus sp. 'balchen'
Lineage: Eukaryota; Metazoa; Chordata; Actinopteri; Salmoniformes; Salmonidae
Source: the annotation of a GenBank genome assembly